Durusdinium trenchii is the source of this 228-nucleotide messenger RNA. The record is from the annotation of a GenBank genome assembly. Lineage: Eukaryota; Dinophyceae; Suessiales; Symbiodiniaceae.
AUGGCAGUUCGGGACACCAUAGAAAUUAUCGACGGAGUGCACUCUGGCACAACCCGCUUGUCACUGAAAACGCAGUUGGAGCGCUUCGGGGACAUUGACAUUUGCCACAAGAUCGGAGACCCUCGGGAGGAUACGCCCUGGGUACGGUUUCGUGCAGGGCUUACAUGGGCUUUGAGUCAAUUGAGCUUUUCAAAGGGGAGCGUUGCAAACGCCAGUGAAAUCCAAUGA